Molecule: messenger RNA, 13343 nt
Organism: Vombatus ursinus (common wombat)
Lineage: Eukaryota; Metazoa; Chordata; Mammalia; Diprotodontia; Vombatidae
Gene: TLN2
Product: talin 2
Exons: 59
Coding region: 279-7907 (2542 amino acids)
Biological process (GO): cell-cell adhesion
Cellular component (GO): ruffle; focal adhesion; plasma membrane
Molecular function (GO): structural constituent of cytoskeleton; integrin binding; actin filament binding
Source: RefSeq, a predicted model, not a curated record
CGCCAACUGCACACACACAGGCGGGCGCUCUGCAAUGAAACACUAAGCGCAUCCCCCGGCUUCUCCAACAAGACAACAUCUGAAUUUGGUUGCUUCUGGUUCUUGGACUAAACAGCUGGUUUGUCAUCCUUCAACAAAUUUCUGGACUGAUUGGUUAAAAACUGCAUGGCUACUGGAGAUCUUCCAUAUUCUUUAAAGGUAAUUUUGGAGAACUGGACUUUUUACAUGAACUGAGGAUUUAGCAGUUCUGAGGGGGAGCCUUCAAAUCACUGAGAAAAAUGGUGGCCUUGUCAUUAAAGAUAUGUGUCCGCCACUGCAACGUGGUGAAGACUAUGCAGUUUGAACCAUCCACAGCAGUGUAUGAUGCCUGCCGAGUCAUUCGGGAGCGGGUACCCGAGGCACAAACUGGACAAGCUUCUGACUAUGGCUUAUUCCUAUCGGACGAGGAUCCCAGGAAAGGCAUUUGGCUGGAAGCAGGCAGAACGCUGGACUACUACAUGCUGCGGAAUGGGGAUAUUUUGGAAUAUAAAAAGAAACAAAGACCUCAGAAAAUACGGAUGCUGGAUGGAUCGGUGAAGACAGUGAUGGUGGAUGAUUCAAAAACUGUUGGAGAAUUACUAGUCACGAUUUGUAGCAGGAUAGGUAUAACCAAUUAUGAAGAAUAUUCAUUAAUUCAAGAAAUAAUUGAAGAGAAGAAAGAGGAAGGAACGGGUACACUCAAAAAAGACAGAACACUACUACGAGAUGAAAAAAAGAUGGAGAAGCUAAAGGCCAAACUUCACACCGAUGACGAUUUAAAUUGGCUAGAUCACAGUCGAACCUUUAGAGAACAAGGAGUGGAUGAAAAUGAAACAUUACUGCUUAGACGGAAAUUCUUUUAUUCAGACCAGAAUGUAGAUUCAAGAGAUCCCGUGCAGCUGAAUUUGCUUUAUGUUCAGGCUCGAGAUGAUAUCCUGAAUGGUUCCCAUCCAGUCUCCUUUGAGAAAGCUUGUGAGUUUGGUGGAUUUCAAGCCCAGAUACAGUUUGGACCUCAUGUAGAACAUAAACAUAAACCUGGGUUCUUAGAUCUAAAGGAAUUUCUGCCCAAAGAAUACAUCAAACAAAGAGGAGCUGAAAAGAGAAUAUUUCAGGAGCACAAGAACUGUGGUGAGAUGUCAGAAAUAGAAGCCAAGGUGAAAUACGUAAAACUCGCACGUUCUCUCCGGACGUACGGUGUCUCCUUUUUCCUCGUGAAGGAAAAGAUGAAGGGUAAGAAUAAAUUGGUCCCCCGAUUGCUGGGCAUCACUAAGGACUCAGUGAUGCGAGUGGAUGAAAAGACCAAGGAAGUCUUGCAAGAGUGGCCCCUUACUACCGUCAAGCGCUGGGCAGCAUCGCCCAAGAGCUUUACUCUGGAUUUUGGGGAGUAUCAGGAAAGUUAUUAUUCAGUACAAACAACUGAAGGAGAACAGAUAUCUCAACUGAUUGCAGGCUAUAUUGACAUCAUCCUCAAGAAGAAACAAAGUAAAGAUAGAUUUGGAUUAGAGGGAGAUGAGGAGUCAACGAUGUUAGAAGAAUCUGUUUCCCCUAAAAAGUCCACCAUCCUACAGCAGCAAUUCAACCGAACAGGGAAGGUAGAACAUGGCUCUGUGGCGUUGCCAGCUGUCAUGCGCUCUGGUUCCAGUGGACCAGAAACUUUCAACAUUGGCAGUAUGCCCUCCCCCCAGCAGCAGGUCAUGGUUGGCCAGAUGCAUCGAGGACACAUGCCUCCAUUGACGUCGGCCCAGCAGGCUCUGAUGGGAACAAUUAAUUCCAGCAUGCAUGCGGUUCAGCAAGCUCAGGCGGACCUCAGUGAAGUUGAUAACCUACCACCUCUCGGGCAGGAUAUGGCCUCUAGGGUGUGGGUUCAGAACAAAGUCGAUGAAUCAAAACACGAAAUCCACUCUCAGGUUGAUGCUAUCACGGCUGGAACAGCUUCAGUUGUUAACCUCACAGCUGGUGACCCGGCAGACACAGAUUAUACCGCUGUGGGCUGUGCAAUCACAACCAUCUCUUCCAACUUGACGGAAAUGUCCAAGGGUGUGAAGCUCCUGGCAGCCCUCAUGGAUGAUGACGUGGGCAGUGGAGAAGACCUACUGAGAGCUGCUCGGACGUUAGCCGGGGCAGUGUCAGAUUUGUUAAAGGCUGUGCAGCCUACUUCUGGAGAGCCUCGACAGACUGUGUUGACUGCCGCCGGAAGUAUUGGUCAAGCCAGCGGGGAUCUUUUGAGACAGAUUGGAGAGAAUGAAACAGAUGAGCGAUUCCAAGAUGUGCUAAUGAGUUUAGCCAAAGCCGUCGCUAAUGCUGCCGCCAUGCUGGUGCUGAAGGCAAAGAAUGUUGCACAGGUGGCGGAGGACACCGUUCUGCAGAACAGAGUGAUCGCUGCGGCCACCCAAUGUGCUCUCUCCACCUCCCAGCUGGUGGCCUGUGCUAAGGUAGUGAGCCCCACCCUCAGCUCCCCUGUGUGCCAGGAACAAUUGAUUGAGGCUGGAAAACUUGUGGACCGUUCAGUGGAAAACUGCGUCCGCGCCUGCCAGGAUGCCACAGAUGAUAGUGAGCUGCUGAAGCAGGUCAGCGCAGCAGCCAGCGUGGUCAGCCAGGCCUUACACGACCUCCUGCAGCAUGUCCGGCAGUUUGCUAGCCGAGGAGAGCCGAUUGGCCGCUAUGACCAGGCAACUGACACCAUCAUGUGUGUUACUGAGAGCAUCUUCAGCUCAAUGGGAGAUGCUGGUGAAAUGGUACGGCAGGCCAGAGUCCUCGCGCAAGCUACCUCAGACCUCGUCAAUGCCAUGAGGUCAGAUGCCGAGGCUGAAAUCGACAUGGAGAAUUCCAAAAAGCUUCUGGCAGCUGCAAAACUCUUGGCCGACUCCACUGCCCGCAUGGUUGAAGCUGCAAAGGGUGCUGCUGCUAACCCAGAAAAUGAGGAUCAGCAGCAGAGACUCAGGGAAGCUGCAGAAGGACUCCGGGUUGCAACCAAUGCAGCUGCUCAGAAUGCUAUUAAGAAAAAAAUUGUCAACCGGUUAGAGGUUGCAGCAAAACAGGCUGCAGCUGCUGCUACUCAGACAAUUGCGGCAUCCCAAAACGCGGCUGUUUCCAACAAGAACCCAGCGGCACACCAGCAACUUGUCCAGAGCUGCAAGGCAGUGGCUGAUCACAUCCCUCAGCUGGUCCAGGGGGUAAGGGGGAGCCAGGCUCAAGCAGAAGAUCUCAGUGCUCAGCUCGCUCUCAUCAUUUCCAGCCAGAACUUCCUCCAGCCGGGAAGCAAAAUGGUGGCCUCAGCCAAAGCCGCAGUGCCUACUGUCAGCGACCAGGCUGCAGCUAUGCAGCUGAGCCAAUGUGCCAAGAACCUUGCUACCAGCCUGGCAGAGCUGAGAACUGCCUCUCAAAAAGCACACGAAGCGUGUGGCCCAAUGGAAAUCGACUCUGCUUUGAACAUCGUACAAACUCUCAAAAAUGAGCUGCAGGAUGCCAAAAUGACAGCUGUGGAGAGUCAACUAAAGCCACUCCCUGGAGAAACUCUGGAAAAGUGUGCCCAGGAUCUAGGAAGUACCUCCAAAGCUGUCGGGUCCUCAAUGGCCCAGCUGCUGACUUGCGCUGCUCAAGGCAAUGAACACUACACAGGGGUGGCUGCAAGAGAGACAGCACAGGCUUUGAAAACCCUGGCCCAGGCAGCUCGAGGAGUAGCAGCAUCUACCAGUGAUCCUGUGGCAGCUCAUGCUAUGUUGGAUUCAGCCAGAGAUGUGAUGGAGGGCUCAGCCAUGCUCAUUCAAGAAGCUAAGCAGGCCCUGAUUGCCCCUGGAGAUGCAGAAAGUCAACAGAGACUAGCUCAGGUGGCCAAAGCUGUCUCACACUCUUUGAACAACUGUGUGAAUUGCCUCCCAGGACAGAAGGAUGUGGACGUGGCCUUGAAGAGUAUUGGCGAGUCUAGCAAGAAGCUCCUUGUUGAUUCGCUACCACCAAGUACCAAGCCUUUCCAGGAAGCCCAAAGUGAAUUGAACCAGGCUGCAGCUGACCUGAACCAGUCAGCAGGGGAAGUAGUCCAUGCCACUCGGGGACAGAGCGGAGAACUAGCAGCUGCCUCUGGAAAAUUCAGUGAUGACUUUGAUGAAUUCCUCGAUGCUGGCAUUGAAAUGGCUGGUCAAGCUCAGACUAAAGAGGACCAGAUCCAAGUGAUAGGUAACCUCAAGAAUAUCUCCAUGGCAUCCAGUAAGCUGUUGCUAGCUGCUAAAUCGCUCUCCGUUGAUCCAGGAGCCCCUAAUGCAAAAAAUCUCUUAGCAGCAGCUGCAAGAGCUGUGACAGAAAGCAUUAACCAGCUCAUCACACUGUGUACCCAGCAAGCACCAGGCCAGAAGGAAUGUGACAAUGCCCUCAGGGAACUUGAGACUGUUAAGGGAAUGUUGGAUAAUCCCAAUGAACCCGUUAGUGAUCUCUCCUAUUUUGACUGCAUUGAGAGUGUAAUGGAAAAUUCCAAGGUUCUGGGUGAGUCGAUGGCAGGCAUAUCUCAAAAUGCCAAGACGGGUGACCUUCCUCUGUUUGGAGAAUGCGUGGGAAUUGCAUCUAAAGCCCUCUGUGGCCUCACAGAGGCUGCAGCCCAGGCUGCUUACCUCGUUGGCAUCUCUGAUCCCAACAGUCAGGCCGGCCACCAGGGUCUUGUAGAUCACAUCCAAUUUGCUAGGGCUAAUCAGGCGAUCCAGAUGGCUUGUCAGAAUCUGGUGGACCCAGGCAGUAGUCCAUCACAGGUUUUGUCAGCUGCUACAAUUGUCGCCAAGCACACUUCUGCCUUGUGUAAUGCCUGUCGCAUCGCUUCGUCUAAGACAGCCAACCCAGUGGCCAAGAGGCAUUUUGUUCAAUCAGCAAAGGAGGUCGCCAACAGCACUGCCAACCUGGUGAAAACCAUCAAGGCUCUGGAUGGAGAUUUCUCUGAAGACAAUCGCACUAAGUGUCGAAUUGCAACUGUGCCCUUGAUUGAAGCGGUUGAAAAUCUGACAGCAUUUGCUUCCAACCCUGAGUUCGUCAGCAUUCCAGCCCAGAUCAGCUCUGAGGGAUCUCGGGCACAGGAACCUAUCCUAGUCUCAGCCAAGACCAUGUUGGAGAGUUCAUCUUUCCUGAUCAGGACUGCUCGCUCUUUGGCCAUCAAUCCUAAAGACCCACCCACCUGGUCUGUCCUUGCUGGACAUUCUCAUACUGUAUCAGAUUCCAUCAAGAGCCUCAUCACUUCCAUCAGGGAUAAGGCUCCAGGCCAGAGAGAGUGUGACUAUUCCAUUGAUGGCAUCAAUAGGUGUAUCCGAGAUAUUGAGCAGGCCUCUCUGGCUGCUGUCAGCCAGAACUUAGCCACAAGGGAUGACAUCUCAGUAGAGGCUUUGCAGGAGCAGUUGACAUCAGUGGUCCAGGAAAUUGGGCACCUUAUCGACCCCAUUGCUACAGCAGCUCGAGGAGAAGCAGCCCAGCUGGGACACAAGGUCACACAGCUGGCGAGUUACUUCGAACCCUUGAUCUUAGCUGCAGUUGGUGUGGCAUCUAAGAUUCUAGAUCAUCAACAGCAGAUGACAGUAUUGGACCAGACCAAGACACUGGCGGAGUCUGCUCUGCAGAUGUUGUACGCUGCCAAAGAAGGUGGAGGCAACCCUAAGGCACAGCACACCCAUGAUGCCAUCACAGAGGCCGCCCAGCUGAUGAAGGAAGCUGUGGAUGAUAUUAUGGUCACCUUGAAUGAAGCCGCCAGUGAAGUUGGAAUGGUGGGAGGAAUGGUGGAUGCAAUUGCAGAAGCCAUGAGCAAGCUGGAUGAAGGCACUCCUCCAGAACCAAAGGGAACUUUUGUUGACUACCAGACAACAGUGGUGAAAUAUUCCAAAGCCAUUGCUAUAACAGCACAAGAAAUGAUGACUAAGUCGGUUACUAACCCGGAGGAGUUGGGAGGACUUGCUUCACAAAUGACCAGUGACUAUGGGCAUUUGGCCCUCCAGGGCCAGAUGGCAGCAGCUACAGCUGAACCAGAAGAGAUUGGAUUCCAGAUCCGGACCCGUGCUCAGGAUCUCGGCCAUGGCUGUAUCUUCCUUGUCCAGAAGGCAGGAGCUCUUCAGGUCUGCCCCACUGACAGUUACACCAAGAGGGAGCUGAUAGAGUGUGCCCGCUCAGUCACUGAAAAGGUUUCUUUGGUUCUGUCUGCCCUCCAAGCAGGGAAUAAAGGGACGCAGGCUUGCAUCACGGCAGCCAGUGCUGUGUCAGGCAUCAUUGCUGAUCUGGAUACCACCAUCAUGUUUGCAACAGCGGGGACCCUCAAUGCUGAGAACAAUGAAACCUUUGCAGACCACAGGGAGAACAUUUUGAAGACGGCAAAGGCCUUGGUGGAGGAUACAAAACUACUGGUGUCAGGGGCUGCUUCAACUCAAGAUAAACUGGCCCAAGCAGCUCAGUCAUCGGCAGCCACCAUCACCCAGCUUGCCGAGGUGGUGAAGCUAGGAGCAGCCAGCCUAGGGUCUGAUGAUCCUGAGACCCAGGUGGUCCUGAUCAAUGCCAUCAAAGAUGUGGCCAAGGCCCUUUCUGAUCUUAUUGGUGCUACUAAAGGAGCUGCCAGCAAGCCGGCCGAUGAUCCAUCCAUGUACCAACUCAAGGGUGCAGCCAAGGUAAUGGUAACAAAUGUCACAUCUCUCCUGAAGACAGUGAAAGCUGUGGAGGAUGAAGCUACCAGAGGCACCAGGGCUCUGGAAGCCACCAUUGAGUACAUAAAACAAGAGCUAACGGUAUUUCAGUCAAAGGAGGUACCAGAAAAGACAUCAUCACCUGAAGAAUCGAUAAGGAUGACGAAAGGCAUCACUAUGGCAACUGCCAAAGCCGUGGCCGCUGGGAACUCAUGCAGACAGGAGGACGUGAUUGCUACUGCAAAUCUGAGCCGAAAAGCAGUGUCUGACAUGUUGACAGCUUGUAAGCAAGCUUCAUAUCAUGCUGAUGUUGCUGAAGAUGUGAAAGCCCGAGCUUUGCGCUAUGGGACUGAGUGCACCUUGGGAUACCUGGAUCUACUGGAACAUGUUCUUGUGAUUCUUCAGAAACCAACACCAGAGCUAAAGCAUCAGUUGGCCACUUUCUCUAAGCGAGUGGCAGGUGCUGUGACUGAGCUUAUCCAGGCAGCGGAAGCCAUGAAAGGGACAGAGUGGGUAGAUCCGGAAGACCCAACAGUCAUUGCCGAAACCGAAUUACUGGGGGCUGCAGCAUCAAUUGAGGCUGCGGCCAAGAAGUUAGAACAACUGAAGCCGAGAGCUAAACCAAAACAAGCAGAUGAGACUCUGGAUUUUGAAGAACAGAUCUUAGAAGCAGCCAAAUCCAUUGCAGCAGCCACGAGUGCCCUCGUCAAGUCAGCUUCGGCCGCCCAGAGAGAGCUGGUGGCCCAAGGGAAGGUUGGCGCGAUCCCCGCAAAUGCUGCUGACGAUGGACAGUGGUCUCAGGGACUAAUUUCUGCGGCCAGGAUGGUGGCGGCGGCGACCAGUAGCCUGUGUGAAGCCGCCAAUGCCUCCGUUCAGGGCCAUGCCAGUGAGGAAAAGCUGAUCUCAUCCGCCAAGCAAGUUGCAGCUUCCACGGCCCAGCUGCUUGUGGCUUGUAAGGUGAAGGCUGACCAGGACUCAGAGGCCAUGCGGAGGCUACAGGCUGCAGGAAAUGCUGUGAAAAGAGCAUCUGACAAUCUUGUGCGUGCAGCGCAGAAAGCGGCCUUUGGCAAAGCUGAUGAUGAUGAUGUGGUGGUGAAGACAAAGUUUGUGGGCGGCAUUGCUCAGAUCAUUGCUGCCCAAGAAGAAAUGCUGAAGAAAGAACGAGAACUAGAAGAAGCAAGGAAAAAACUGGCUCAGAUCCGCCAGCAGCAAUACAAAUUCCUCCCCACAGAGCUGAGAGAGGAUGAGGGCUAAACCCCAGAGCUGAGGUCAAAAGCCCAAGGGGCCGCUAUAGAAAGAACCAAACUGACAUCCUUCUGAUGAGCCACGGGCUUAUCUGGAAACUGCCUGCAGGUGCUCAGAGGAGCACCAGACAAAUGUGUGUUUAUGUUCUUGUUCAUCUGUACGGCAAAAGCUGCAUGAUCGUGUCGUCCCCACGGUACAGUGUCCCCUUCUCUUCCCCUUCCUCAUUCACUGUAUCUCAAGAGAGGACACACAUUUUAUGAACUGUUACCCCUAUUCCCCCCGCAAAAAAAAAAAUCAGUAUUAUGUCACUCUUUGACAUUUGGAUUUUGUCAAUCCUCCCCCCCGGCCUGUUAUUGGGAUCUUUGGGGGAAUCUUAAUAGGAAGAAAGAAAAACUGAGGAAAAGUCAUUCACGUCACCGGUAUCUACCACUAUAGAGUAAAUGAUUCUUCUCCUUCUCCAGAGAAGAUGGCAGACGUGGUUUGGACACAGUUAAGCUACAAACGCAAACCAGUUCGGACUCCAGGAGGGUGAUGUGUGCCCUCCCCCCCCAAUUUUGUGUUUUGGUAAUUGACUCGCCUCGGAUUUUAGAAGAAUCAUUGCUCCCAAUUGCACUAGUCUGUGGGUCUGUUCUUGCUCCUUAUCUAUCAUCUACUUGUAUGAUAUGUACCAAUUGUAUAUUCUGUGGCCCAGGAAGUGAAAUAUUGUUUUUUGUUUUUGUUUUUUGUUUUUCCUCUCUAGAACUCCAGUGGGCUAAGGAAAAGGAGGCCUGUCAGACCUUGGGAAGCAAGGGAUUGUAAUAAAACAUGCAUGCUUAGUUACUCUUCUGAAGCUGCUUAGGUUUGCACACAUUCAUACACACAAAUACACCCAUCCAUUCUCUAGUUAAGGUCCAAGCAUAUUGGCCACCUUUUAAAAGUUACUUUAGGGCGUUCAUCCAGAAUGGAUGAAUUGCUCAGUGUCUCCUCUUUCUCCUUCCUCUUCUCCCAUCUGUAGGCUUUGUCCUGUAUCAAAACUACUGUAUUCUCAGAAAAAGUCAGUCUCCAUAUUUGGAAAUUCCAUUGUUCAGGAGGUGAGAAAAUAACUCACAAGCUUCAUCUCCUUGAUUGAGCAUCAGUAUGAAAUAGUUUAUCAUAUUGGAACUUUCUAGAACUUUCUCUUUUUUUUUUUUAAAUGUCCUCAGGUACUUCCCCCUCACCUACUACUUUUUGGAACUUUUUUUUUCUUUCUUCCUUUUUUUUUAAAUGCAAUAUUUCAUAAGGUACUUUACCUUUUCCCUGAAUUCCCAAGAGUAUUCUGAUACUCCUAUUAAAGAAGGUACAUGUAAGAUGAGCCAGUCAUCCCAAGCAUAGUCCUUUGUAAAGUUCAUGGAGGGAGCAGCAGAACCUGCUUGUCAGAAAAAGCUUUCACCCUCUGCCUGUUUUCCUGGAGAGUGUUAGCUUUAUUUCCUUCUCCUUCCUUGCUGUCAUUAACUCUGUAUGGGAUGGAUUGGAAAGUCCACUUAGAAUGGGAAAAGAUGGUCUUUCCAGCCUUCGAAAGGCUCCACUUUUAGAUUGCAAUACAUUUCCAAAUUAAUCAUUUAUACGGCAGACCCCAGUCCUAGCCCAUCCAUCUUGCCAUCCUUGCUCAUGAAACCUUGCUAAUUGGACUUCAGAGCAAUCUCAUAGUAUUCAAGUACCAUUCAGCUAUUGAAGACUUCCCCUAUUUAAGAGACUUUGCAUGCACUAUACGUAUCAGGGAAGUUUUUUUAGGGACUAGUAGAGACUUAAAGAUGAUAGUGUCUAGGUUUGUUUUUGGUUUUGUUUUAACUUGAGAAUGUGUACAGGGAAUUGGGUUAAGAAGGCAGUGGGCUUACCAAUUCCCCAGAAUCAAGGAAUAGAUAGAAUUGUGGCAUCUCAGGAAAAGGUGGAGGGCUCGUGGAGUGUGGCAGCUGGUCUGUGUGGAUGCUGCCUGGAGCUUGGCCCGUCCCUGAGCCUCUUCAGAGAUCCCCUCAGAUACACCCCCUGGCUAUGCCCCUGCCUCCCACGUGUGAUGAUGACGGUGAAGCCUCUUUUGUCACACAGCUUAGUGAGGGGAGUCUGAAACAUCAGUAGAUAUUUCCUAAUGUAUUUACAAGGAAACUGGCUGAAGAGGAUAAAUAGAAAGCCAAAUCCUUUGCAAGCUGUGAGGAAUAGGAAAGAAAGACAGAAGUUUAUUUUUGUAGCGCCUAAACGUCCCCCUUUGUCAGGGUUUGUUGCUGCUGUUACCCUUCUGGAUGCUGUUUGCAGGAUGUACUAUCCCAUGCAGUGUAGCCUUAGUUGGUUCUUUCCUCACUUAGCACACACACGCACACAUGUGCAUGCACGCACGCACACACACACACCAUCCUAUGUGAAUAACCUCAUUUUGGGCAAUCAGAUGUGGGCUUUGUUUUAUCCAUAAAAUGGUAUGUGGCUUGAUGGUAGGUUUAGACAUUUUUUAAUAAUUGUUCCGUUCCCCCUAGAUCUUACUGCUUAGAUUUUUAAGAGAGCACCUUCCUCUGGCUAAAAUUAAAAGUUUUCUAAAGGCUAAUAUCCCCAAACAUGAGUCUUUGUUUCAGGAAAUCACUUUCUUUUCAUAAGAUCAUAGAUGUAUGCGGGUUUUUAAUCUUUUUUGUGUCCUGAACCCAUUUGUCACUCUGAAGCCUAUAGGCCUCUUCUCAGACCAAUGUUUAUUAAAUGCAUAAAAUAAAAUAUAUAGGAUUAUACAGGAAACCCAUUAUAUUGAAAUAUAAAAGUAUUUUUUUAAGUUAACAACCCAAGUUAAAAACCCUGAUCUAGCCCAACCUCUCACCCCUUAUUUUACAUAGGAGAAAAUUAAGGCCUAAAGAGGGACAGGUGAAAUGAUUUGAUAAAAGUCGCAUAUCUAGUAAAUGACAAUGGGGACUCAUUUCUAGAUCUCCUAAUUCCAAAUCCAGUCUUGACUGUUCUGUCAUCAAGGGGAUGAUAAAUCAAAGGUAUCCACAUUUUUGGUUUAGAUAAGGGUAACCAAUAAAGAUAUGUGUGAGGUUACAUUGUCUAUUAAAUGUGGGAUGUGCUGGUCAUUGCCUUUUUUUCUUAUGCUGGGACCUAGAGUUUUACUUUGAUCCCCAGGGUCCAAAGGCCUGCAAAUUGAAGAGCUGUUGUUGAACAUUUGAGGAGUCUACUUUGCAAUGAACACAGGGAAACCAGCAACUUAGUCUUUCUCUCAGUAAAAUGAUCUCCAGUGCUCCGAAACUGAGCUGUGCCCAGAGAUUAAACUGGCCAGUAGAAGAUACCCAACGUAUCUGAUUUUCUUAAAAACCAUUUGGGCAAAGGGCUAAAGGAUCGUAGAAUCACAGGUGCUAAGUGUUUUAUCUGCAGUCAUAAACCUUAAUUAUUGACUCAUCUCCUAAUCUACAGUGACACCAAGCAUUAGUGUAGAAUUUGGGGGAAAACUGGAAGUUCAAUGAGUGUAGCUUUUUGAAAUGUGCUCUGUAACAGGAUUUAGACCAGCCAACAAUGGUAUGUCCUGGGCCUCUGCUCUGCUCAGAGUACAGUCUAAGAAGUACACAUCCUUUUAGCUUCUUUACAUGCUAAUUUUAUAGAAAUCAUGAGACUCAUGGAAAUGAACUCUUAUGGCUUCUUAUGUUGGCAAGUAUUGGUUUUCUGAGAGUGUUUUUCUAUGAAUAUUCUGCCAGUGAAUUUAUGGACAAAACAAAUUUAUAGUCUUCUUUACCACCACCACCAAAAGAAAAAGAAACACAAAAAUCUAUGAAAACUUUUAAAAUUUGGGUGCAUUGUAAUACUAUAAUUUAUCAGAUUUGCAAUUACAUUUUUUAAAAUUACUCUCCACUACGCGUGUGUGUGUGUGUGUGUGUGUGUGUGUGUGUGUGUGUGUAAGAGAGAGAGAGAAAGUGAGUGUCUGUCUGUCUGUCUCAGAGGCAUAUGCAGAGUUGCCAGCUGGUAUUUCCAGUACCAUUGACUAAGGUACCUCACUAGAAGUCAUUGGACUUCAGCCCUUUAGGUAUAGUCUUUAGAAAUGCCUCACAUCUACUAACUCAAAAUGUCCCAGAGCAAACAUGCAGCCUCCCUCUUCAAAUCAGAGGGGUGGUUUUUCCUUGGGUGGCUCUAGGAACCUUGUGCCUUCCUCUUAAUAAAAAGCUUCCUGGGAAAGGUACAAAAUCAUUCUCCCAAAGGAGAUAACUGUAGUUAGUAUAUAGAACUGAAAGAUGGGGUUAAAAAAUCUUCCAUCCUUAGUCAUGACUUCUUGUCCUUGCUUUAAACCAAAUUCCUUAGAUUAAAAUAAAGAUGUAAUUUAGGUUAUACCCUCAUAAUGAGGACGCUUCUAGUACCCAAACGAAAAGACAAUGCUGGAAACACAAAUAAAAUACAAACAGCUUGACUUUGUAUAUUUGUUUAGAGGAUAAACUGUAGCAGCCACUGAGCUUGGCCAAUCCUUAUAAGGGCUAAUGCUCUCUGUGGUUCAGUAUUUGCAUUUUUAAAGACAGAACAUGGUAGUAGGGACUUAACUGAACUUAAUUUUCUGAAUUAUGGAUUACAGCCUGGGUGAUCUUUCCCACCACUUAAUUUUAGUUUUGUUUUUCAGUUAACAAGCAUUUUCUUUUUCCCUCUCCCACCCCACUAUUGAAUGGAGGGGAGAAAAGGGGGGUAGGGUAUGGAGGAGAGUACCACAAAGGAUGAAGAAAUACAAAACUUUUAUAAUAUGAGCAUAGUCAAAUAAAACCAAUCCCCACAUUGACCAGGACCAAAACCAUGUCUCAUUCUAUCACUUCUCCAUCAGGAGGUGGACAGCAUGCUUCAUUAUCAGUUUCUGUGGAAUCAUGUUUUCCUACUACCUACUGCAAAUUACCUUUCCCACUCUACAACAGGAAAGGACAAAACAAGAACACACUGAUUUUAGUUUUGGAAUUUUGGAAGGUGAAAAUGAACACAUGGUAUAUAGAUUCCAUAUUGCAAGUUAGUUAAAUGUCAUCUCCCUAGAGUUGGGCCAAAGUUCCACAGAUUUUGGGUUCUGGGUAAAUGAACUAAGAUGCUCUUGACAUCCUAUAAGAUUACUACCCUUCACUGGCUCCAUCUUUCUCCCUCUAUAAAUGGUAAUAUGUUAUAAAUCAUUAGGAAUGGACUUUAUUAUGUUGAUUUUUCUCUUUUAAAAAAAAACACUAUGAAGGGAUUUUUCUUUUUUUGUAAAUGAAGUUUGAGCUUUUUCUUGCUGUGAAUCUGCUUCCUUACCCCUCUUACAAGCGUCCAUGUUUUAAAUGCUCAACCUUGAACUCAGAAUCGUUCCAGGGUGUAUGAGACAGGCUCUUGCUUGGCAACUUGCCCUCAUCAAGCUGCAAAUCCAGAAGGAAUCAGAAAUGGUCCAUCCCUGAUGUCAUAGUGUCUGUAUGCUAUUUAUCUGGCCACAGAAAUUAUUUUUUUGUAUUCACCAGAAAUAAACUUUUAAAGAAA